AAUACUCCUUCCUUCUUGCCCGCGGGACAAGAAAUCGAUCUGCAUAUUUUCCUCACUUUCCCAGUUCCCUUUCUCCGACCACAUUCCAUUCUCUGCAUCAUAUCUCCGUUUUUCUUCUCCGGCACCGAGAUAUCAUCGAGCAAAAGUCACUCUACCCACUCCAGCUGCUCUCAGUCUAACCGAAGAUCAUGAAGCUUGACACGACUGGUCUCGAGUCGGCUCUGCCGCUCUUCGGCGCGAACUGCCAGAUGGUCGAUGGAUUCACCGCUGCUCCAGCUUUUGACCUUCCCACAACUCUUGACUUCGAUGGUUUCCAGAAGGAGGCUAUACAGAUGGUGAAGCCAGCAAAGGGCACGACCACGCUGGCUUUUAUCUUCAAGGAAGGUGUCAUGGUGGCUGCGGAUUCUCGAGCCAGCAUGGGAGGCUAUAUCUCUUCCCAAUCUGUGAAGAAGAUCAUUGAAAUCAAUCCUUACAUGCUUGGUACGAUGGCUGGUGGAGCUGCCGACUGCCAGUUCUGGCACAGAAAUCUUGGCAUUAAGGUAUGCCGUCUGCAUGAGUUGGCAAAUAAGAGGAGGAUUUCGGUUACUGGGGCAUCGAAGCUCCUCGCCAACAUACUCUACUCUUACCGUGGAAUGGGUCUCUCUGUUGGGACCAUGAUUGCUGGAUGGGAUGAAACGGGUCCUGGUCUAUAUUACGUAGAUAGCGAAGGAGGAAGGCUGAAAGGACCAAGAUUCUCUGUUGGAUCUGGCUCCCCGUAUGCUUAUGGUGUGUUGGACAGUGGGUAUCGGUAUGAUAUGUCAAUCGAGGAGGCUGCGGAGCUAGCUAGAAGAGCUAUAUACCAUGCAACAUUCCGUGAUGGAGCCAGUGGUGGAGUUGCCAGCGUUUAUCAUGUUGGGCCGAAUGGAUGGAAGAAGCUAUCUGGCGACGAUGUCGGUGAGUUGCACUACAAGUACUACCCAGUUACGCCCAGCACAGUGGAGCAGGAAAUGGUUGAAGUAUCUGGAGCAUGAGGUCCUGGGUUAUAUUAUGUAGAGCAGCUGAACUGGGUUUGUUUUUGCAUGCAUCCAUCUAGCUGAGAUAUUGUAAACUGUGCCAGCUGGGACAAAUCUUGUAUCAGAUUUAAGGUUUUUUCCAAGCCAAUGCUAAGUGUUCCAGUUCCUUCUUGCCACAUUGCGAAAGAAAAUGAUUGAACUUGAUUGAAACAGCUUAUCUUCCUUCC
Messenger RNA from Linum tenue, 1219 nucleotides. The record is from the annotation of a GenBank genome assembly. NCBI's taxonomy places the organism in Eukaryota, Viridiplantae, Streptophyta, Magnoliopsida, Malpighiales, Linaceae.